Messenger RNA from Hibiscus syriacus, 1205 nucleotides. RefSeq lists its product as uncharacterized. The transcript has 7 exons. Lineage: Eukaryota; Viridiplantae; Streptophyta; Magnoliopsida; Malvales; Malvaceae. The record is from RefSeq and is a predicted model, not a curated record. Gene Ontology annotation, cellular component: transcription repressor complex. Bases 48 to 884 code for a protein of 278 amino acids.
UUUUAGGUUUUCGAAUUGAAAAAAUUAGGGCGCGUAAGGCGAGGAAGAUGUCAAACACAAGCUCCAGUCCGACGACCGCAAUCCGGGCUCCAAGCGGCGGCGCAAACGUGACAGGGGCGAAGGCAGUAGCCGCGGAAGCUGGAGGAGGUGGAGCAGGAGUGACGAUGAGUAUGAGAGGGCCAAGCCCGCCGACGACAACUUCACAUCACGACCAGCAAUGUCCACCGACAGCGGCGGUGAUCUACCCGGUAGCCUCCUCCGGGAGAGGUUUCCUUCCAACAAACCAACCUCGUCGCCCAAUCAUUCCUUUUCAUCCGCAUCCUCAUUCUCGUCCCUUUGACAACCCCAGGCCACCGCUUCCCCAUCCUACUCACUUACAUCCUCCGCUUAUGGGCCUCCCCCCUUCUCUCCAUCCCAAGGUUGCUUCAUCGCCAUUUUCAGUUUCUGAAACUAAAGGAUAUAAAGGUGCCAGGGAGAGAACCAAAGAUGAUUCGCUUGCCACUGUUAGGGACCGAAAGGUCAGAAUAACAGAUGGGGCUUCCAUUUAUGCUCUUUGCCGUUCAUGGUUGAGAAAUGGGUUCCCAGACGAAACCGAGCAGCCCCAAUAUGGAGAUAUUUUCAAGUCUCUUCCACAACCUUUACCUCUACCUGUCACGGAUGAUUUGCCAAAGGACACUGAAGAUAGAGAAGAACAAGUAGUGGAGGAUAAAAAGGAGGAUGAGCAAUCAGUUGAGAAUUUGUCAACACAAGAUCUGUUGCAAAGGCAUAUUAAUCGGGCUAAGAAGGUUAGAUCGAGAUUACGACAAGAACGAUUGAAACGAAUUGUGAGGUACAAAACUAGGCUUGCACUCCUGCUACCGCCCCUUGUAGAACAGUUCCUGUAGGGAACUGAUGCCGAAGAUUAGCAUCAGAAGGAACCAGCGACGUAUCGGAGCCUCCUGGAUUCCUGAUGUGAUGAGUAUGUUACAUGCAAUUUUAUGAUACGGCCGGAAGGAACUACUGGAGUCUGGGUGAUAGAGGCAGUGAAGCAAGUGUUAUAUUUGGUUUGAUGAUUUGGAUGUAGAGCUUCGUAUUCAUUUGUUUCUGAUGUGGUAUUAUUAUCUGUGAAAUGGUGUUCAGAAUCAAGAGAUGGAUAAAUGGUCCAAAAUCUUUGAAAUGUUCUAAUUAAGUCCUCAAAAUGUCAUAUUACAUAUCAAUUAGGUACA